Messenger RNA from Drosophila virilis, 3202 nucleotides. RefSeq names its product KCNQ potassium channel (gene KCNQ). Gene Ontology annotation, biological process: potassium ion transmembrane transport. Gene Ontology annotation, molecular function: voltage-gated potassium channel activity. Gene Ontology annotation, cellular component: voltage-gated potassium channel complex; membrane. The record is from RefSeq and is a predicted model, not a curated record. Lineage: Eukaryota; Metazoa; Arthropoda; Insecta; Diptera; Drosophilidae.
CCCCAUUUACUGGGCUCUAUUAUCAGCGUUACUUGUGUUUUGUGCUUGGUUAAUUUGUUUGGUUUUUUAGUGCAGUGAUUAGGUUUUGAGGGGCAUGUUAAACGUAACAUGGAUCCCGAGAACGAUGUUUAUGCAUUCUAUGAUAUAAUGGGCUUCAAGGGGAAAUGUAGACCGGCGGGACCAAAGAAAUCGCAACAAUUUCUGCAACCGCGAAUGUCACUCCUAGGGAAGCCGCUGAACUAUAAUCGCGGCACACAUCGCCGCGAUGCCCGCUACCGGCGGAUGCAAAGUCGGCUCUACAAUUUCUUAGAGCGACCGCGGGGCCUGCAUGCAAUAUUUUAUCAUGUGAUGGUUUUUCUGAUGGUGUUCACAUGUCUCGCAUUGAGCGUGUUUUCCACCAUCAAAGAAUACGAGGAGGAUGCUGUAUAUAUAUUGUUUCGCAUGGAAAUCAUAGUUGUCAUCUGGUUUACCAUGGAGUUUGGGGCGCGUCUGUGGUCAUCGGGCUGCCGAUCGCGCUACCAAGGCACGCUGGGACGGCUUAAGUUUAUAAAGCAACCGUUUUGUAUUAUAGAUAUUAUCACCAUUUUAGCCUCAAUUGUAGUAUUAGGCAUGGGCACCUCUGGCCAGGUGUUUGCGACGAGCGCAUUGCGUGGUUUAAGAUUCUUUCAGAUACUUCGCAUGGUGCGCAUGGAUCGACGCGGUGGCACCUGGAAGCUGCUCGGUUCGGUUGUAUACGCACACAGACAGGAGCUCAUCACAACCAUGUAUAUUGGAUUUUUAGGUCUCAUCUUUGCAUCAUUCCUUGUUUACAUGUGGGAGAAGGACGUUAACGAGAAGUUCAGCAAUUUUGCACAGGCGUUGUGGUGGGGCGUGAUAACGCUCUGCACCGUGGGCUAUGGCGAUAUGGUACCCAUCACCUGGCAGGGCAAAUUGAUUGCCUCGUGCUGUGCCUUAUUGGGCAUAUCCUUCUUUGCGCUCCCUGCGGGCAUUCUGGGCAGCGGGUUUGCGCUGAAGGUGCAGCAGCAGCAGCGCCAGAAGCACAUGAUACGGCGUCGCCAGCCGGCGGCGACGCUCAUUCAGGCCGUUUGGCGCUGCUAUGCGGCCGAUGAGCAUUCCGUUUCCGUGGCCACCUGGAAGAUACAUCAGGUGGCGCUGCCAAGUCCGCCCGCAUCACGGGCCUCAUCCAGUUUUAAGCACAACACAUCCUUUGUGGCCCGCCUGCCGACAAUAAGGCGUCACAAGAGCCAGACCAUCCAAACACCCGGACCGGAUGGCACCCCCAUGUCCAAGCCGCCGGGCUCGUCGCGAGCCUCCACGCGUUAUACGCGCACCAUACGCGAUAUAAACGCAUCUGUGGAGAACUUGGAGGUAGUACAAAAUGGCAAAUCCAUGAAUCCGAGUUUUAGCGAAGAUUCAGUUGCUGAAACAACUUGCUUAAAAAAUAUAAAAAAUUCAGACGCAGCUAAGCCAACGCCGUCGCCGGCACAGCUGGCCAAUUGCAUUCAUAGCGCCAGCCUGGGCACACUGACUUCGGCCCCAGAGCAUCCAGCUGCCGCUAAGCCGAGGGUCGAGGCUAGCUCUAAUACACUGACCAUACCCGUGGUGCUUUGCGGCUUUUUGCACGGUGAUUUUUUUGGCUCAACAUUUUCGCUGCGCAAUCCGCGCACCGAGGAACUGGAGGCGGGUCGCAUGACGGAGCCGACGGGUAACGGCAAGUGCGGCAAUCCCGGUGCCAGUCCGACGGCCAGUGCGGGUCGAGGACGAACGGGUCGCUUUUUUGCGGCUGCUUCACAUUUUCUGGAAACGGGCACAUUGCAGGGCGGCGGCGGCGAACGGGAGGCGGCAGCGCACGGCGCAUUCUAUGUGGCAAAUGAGGAUGAGGAGCCGCGCUGCACGCAGCUGACAAAUCGGCACAAGAUUGCCAUACGCUUCAUACGCAAGCUCAAGUAUUUCGUGGCACGUCGCAAGUUUAAGGAGGCAUUGAAGCCAUACGAUGUCAAAGAUGUCAUGGAACAAUAUGCGGCGGGUCACGUGGAUUUGCUGGGUCGCGUCAAGAUGCUGCAUUUGCGUCUUGAUCAGAUUCUGGGCAAACAAGGUUCCAAGGCAAAGGAUGUGUAUGCCUCGAAAAUCAGCUUAGCCUCGCGUGUCGUUAAGGUUGAGCGUCAGGUCGUGGAUAUUGAGGAGAAACUCGAUAUACUGAUCAAGGCCUAUAUGGAGGAUCGUGAUAGAUUUUUAGCGCUUCCGUUGCCAGCAAAUCCCAAACCCAAAAUACAUUCCAUUAGCCCUAGUCACAGUCACAAUCUGCAUCACACACACAAUCAGAGCAUGAUCGAUGUGUGGAAGCGAACCGCCACGCUUAGCGUGCAUCCCGAGCUGGUCUCAGCGCCAGCCGGAGCAGCAGCAGGUGCCACAUCUGUGGAUCGUCUGGACAGCAAUGAGACGGCGCUGACCUCCACACAGACGGUGACAACCACAACGGAUGCGAUUGCCACACAAACACCCAUGCCGCAUACACAGCAUACAGCGACCAAUACAAAGUCUUCCGUGCUUAACCCAUAUCAGCUAACGCCUGAGAAGCAACAGCACAAUGAUGUAUUUAUGACUGAUUUAGAGAAUAGAACUAAAAAACGCGUUACUUUAAGCCUGCAUAGAUCCACAUCGGAGCCAUAUAGCAAACACGAGCAACGCAUCAAUAUGCCAGAUGAGGGCGCACAAUCCUUGGAUUCCGGUGCGAAGCCAACGCCGCCAGAUAGUUCAAUUAUACUCAUUGAUGAGUAUGAGGACUUCGAGGAGGAGGAUCUGAACUGUGAGGGCGAAAUGGAGCAUUUUCCAUCGUGGGAAAUCGAUAGCGACAUUGGCGCCGAUGUCGAUGUCGAUGCGGAUGGCGACUGUGAUGAGUCCACGGAGGACACGGCGCUGCUGCACUGCGCCACACGCACCGCGAUUGUUAUAACACCCAUUAGCCCAGUUAGCUCCGCACUCAAUCUGCAAAGUUUAAAUGACCAAACUACAACGCUUAAUAAAUCAAAUUUGCUUCCGCCAGACUCUGGCUAGUUAAAUGCAAUUGAAAUUAGUCGAUAUGUAAUAUCUCUAUAUAAUUGAAACUAUUUAAUAAGCAGAUGUGUGCUGCUGUUCCGACUAGCAGUUACGCUGUACCAAGCUCUAGAUAUCUAGAUCAUAAAUCGAAUCAAAACAUUCACAA